Trichoderma harzianum CBS 226.95 is the source of this 345-nucleotide messenger RNA. RefSeq lists its product as hypothetical. The transcript has a single exon. The coding region runs from base 1 to 345 and encodes 114 amino acids. Lineage: Eukaryota; Fungi; Ascomycota; Sordariomycetes; Hypocreales; Hypocreaceae. Gene Ontology annotation, molecular function: catalytic activity. Gene Ontology annotation, biological process: nucleoside metabolic process. The record is from RefSeq and is a predicted model, not a curated record.
AUGAAGAAAGAUUUGGAACUGGACAACGCACAAUGCCCAGAGAUCUUCAUUGGCUGCGUGGCUUCCGGUGAUACGGUGAUGAAGUCCGGCGAACAUCGUGACCGGAUCGCUAGACAGCGAGAUAUCAUCGCUUUUGAGAUGGAAGGCGCUGGUAUUUGGGACGAGGUACCUUGUGUUAUCAUCAAGGGAGUUUGCGAUUAUGCCGACAGUCACAAGAACAAGGUAUGGCAGCCGUUUGCGGCUGCUACGGCGGCAUCUGCGAUGAAGGCAAUACUGGGACGAUACACCCUGACUGAGCCAUCAUCUUCUCACUCAAAGGUUAUUCCCGAUUCUCAUGUACGAUAG